Molecule: messenger RNA, 687 nt
Organism: Pungitius pungitius (ninespine stickleback)
Lineage: Eukaryota; Metazoa; Chordata; Actinopteri; Perciformes; Gasterosteidae
Product: scavenger receptor cysteine-rich type 1 protein M130-like
Exons: 5
Biological process (GO): zymogen activation
Cellular component (GO): plasma membrane
Molecular function (GO): serine-type endopeptidase activity
Source: RefSeq, a predicted model, not a curated record
UUGGUGGGAGGAGCCAGUCGCUGUAAAGGAACACUGGAGGUGAAUCAAGGAGAAUGGAGACCAGUAGAUUACCAUGGAUGGAACCUGAAGGCAGCAGCAGACUCCAUCAGGCUGGUGGGUGGGUCUGGUCUGUGCUCAGGCAGACUGGAGGUGAGGUCUAACCAGUCUAACCAGUGGUCCUCAGUGUGUGAAGAGGACUUUGACCAGCAGGAUGCAGAGGUGGUCUGUAGGGAGCUUGGCUGUGGGGCUCCUUCAGUCCUCCGGGGGGCGCUCUAUGGAGAAGUGGAGGCUCCAAUGUGGACCAAAGGGUUCCAGUGUGGAGGCCAUGAGUCUGCUCUCCUGGACUGUAGAAGCUCAGGCUCAGAGAGAAACACCUGCUCACCUGGUAAAGCUGUUGGACUCACCUGCUCAGAACCUGUGAGGUUGGUGGGAGGAGCCAGUCGCUGUGAAGGUACACUGGAGGUGAAUCAAGGAGAAUGGAGACCAGUAGAUGGCUUUAUGUGGAACCUGAAGGAAGCAGAUGUUCUCUGUAGACAUCUGGACUGUGGCUCUGCUGUUUCUAUCAGAGACAGAGAGGAGUCCUCAGAGAGAUCUGUGUGGAGGAUUCACUCUGACUGUCUUCAGUCUGGAUCUGCUGUGAGUGAAUGUUUAUCAUCAGAUAACUCUUCCUCCAUCCUGGAUCUCACC